GCGCGUGCAGAAUGUAGGCGAUGCAGUAAGCUGGUCGGGUGCAUCCAUGGCGCGCUUAGCGGUUCGGCGGCUUCCCAGCCGCGCAAAAGGUCAGUGGCAUCGGCGGCGCGGUAUGCUGGUCGGGGACAUCCGCGCCGCGGUCAUCGGUUUGGCGGUGGGGUCCCCGGCGCUGACGGCGUCCGCGAGGUCUGCGGCGCGAUGGUGGCGUCCCAGGAACGGUCACUACGUCGGGGGUGUACGCGCCGCGGUCUGCAUAGUGGGCGUCUCUGGCAUGUUGGGGAUGUUCGCGGCGCGGUCGGCCUCUGCCACGCGAAGGCGACAUCCGAGGCGCUGCGGCGGCGUCGCAGGCGCGGGUGGAAUCAGCGGUGCAGUCGGCACGUCGGGAGUGUAGGUGGCGCGGUAGGCUCGUCGGAGGCGGCCGCGAGUGGUCAGCGGGUCGGCGGAGUCCCAGGCGCCACAGCGUCAGUGGCGUCGGCGGCGCGGUCCCGGUCAGCAGCGUCCAGAGGGUCUGCGGCGACCGCGCGUCGGGGGCGCCCAGAGAGUCUGUGGGGAGACAGCGGCGUCCGAGGCUCGGUCGGUGCGUCGGCAGUGACUGGGCAUCAGCGUCGCGGUAGGCGCGGGCGGCUCAGUGGCGCGGGCCGGUGCGUCGGCGGCGCGCUAAGUGAAGCUUUACCGUGACGUCCAGGCAGCGUUUCCGAGGUGAGUGUCGCCGCGGGGCUGCGGUCGGGAUCUGCACUGAAAGUUGAAGGUCUACUAGGAAGUCGAGGUUUAGGGGGAAGUCCACUCAGCCUUUCCGAGGUAAGGGCGCCGCGCCAAGCCGGGAGAGCGGUGAGUCCGGGAACAGAGGCGCACAGCUGGGUCGAUGUGCGUGCCGGCGGCCUCCACAACUUUUGCUGUGCCAGCGGGGCGGGCGCGCCUGGCCCCCCGAGCGCUUAAGUUGCCUGCAUUGGAUUCCUAGCCUGCCACUGCCGGCCGCAGCCCAGCUCUCGUGUGCUCUGGGGAAGAAACUCGUGGGCGAGUCUUCCUGUGGCAUCCCAGGAGGUGGAGGGAUGGAGCAGCUUCGGUGGCACAUCCUCCUCGAUCUGGUGGAGGACAUUGACCCUUUGCCCCACCUUGGAGGCCAGAAAUUGGUUCCCUCUGGGGACCUGAGGGGCGGGAGAUCUCAAGCCCCAAAUUUGCAAAGUUGGGGUCUUUAUUGGCCUCCGGGAUUCCGCACCUGGCGCGGUCUCCAGCUUGGUGGGGGGCAAGCCAGGUGUGCCAGAUCCAGGAAGCACUAGGGGAGCGUUUGUAGCCGUCGCUGAAUCGCCUCAGGACUAGCGGGGCAAGCCUCAGAUGACCCGCAGCAUUUCCAGUAGGUUAGAUUGUGGUGCUGCUGUUUGCGCUCCAAAGAGUUGCUGUGGUUUCCCUGUGUCUGUCUGCCUUGGGAGCUUCUCAGAUCAUCUGGGUUGGCAUCCUCUCACAGAAGAGUUAAGCAAGACUUUUGGAAUGCUUUCCUCCAUUUCCUUCUGUGUUUUGCUGGUAAAGCUGCUUUCAAAAGGAAGUCUUUUCUUGCAGUGCUAUCUUUUCUUUGACUCCCAGUGCUUGACGAAGUUAAAGAAAAGUAAUCUGCUGGUAGUUUUCAUCUUUGUUCUGAGCUGAUACGCGUUAGUAGCUUUCUUUUGUUUUUAAAUUUUAUUGGUAAAAUUUCAGCUGUGAACCAGAAGCUCGUUUUUUCUCUUCUAAAACGGUAGCUUUAAGAUUUCUGAGACCUUUGUGUCAAAGAAGUCUUGGGAAAGUUACUCAAGUCUACAGAGGAAGCUCACAAUUUUAAAUGUACAGGUGGUCCCGGGACCGUGGAUCACACCUGUAAUCCCAGCACUUCCGGAGACCAAGGUGAGCAGAUCAGUUGAGCCCAGGAGUUCCAGACCAGCCUGGGCAACCUAGCAAACCCCGUCUCUACUGAAAAGACAAAAAUCAGCUGUGUGUGUGGUGUGUGCCUGUAGUCCUAGCUACCCGGCAGGCUGAGAUGGGAGGAUCACCAGAGCCUGGGAGGUUGAGAUUACAGUGAGCCAUGAUUAUGCCAGUGCACUCAGGCCUGGAUGGCAGAGUGAGAGCCCGUCUCAAGAAAAGAAAAGAAAUACAGGUAAUGAAUUUACACUAAGUAAAUUUCACUACGUAUCAAGAAAUAGAACAUUUCCAGAUUGGUGUAUAAAUGUAGGAGUGGCAUUGUUGGUUUUAGAGGUAUGUGAAUGACAAAACUUUAGUAUCAGUUAUUGUUGAUCAUUUUCACAAAGUGGUUGUACCGCUUAGCUGGGAAUAUUCUGGUUACCCCACAUCUUUGCUUAUUCUUGUCCAUUCAAAAUUAUUUUGCCAUUCUAGUAGAGGUGCAGUAAUAUAUCAGUGUAGUUUCAUUUUGCAUUUUCCUGGCAUUGAGAUUGUGUAUUUUUAUUGCCAUUUAUAUGUCCUCUUUUGUGAAGUGCCUGUUCAAUCUUCGUAUCCUGUUUUCAUUGAUAUGCUUGUUUUUCUGUUGAUUCCUAAUACUUUAUUCUGGAUGUGUCUCCUUUUUAGGAUAUAUAUGUAUUAUAUGUAUUACAUUUCUCGGUUUUUCAAACUGUAGCAUGCCUUUUCACUCUUUUAAUGGUGUUUUUAUGUGAAUGGAGAUUCUCCAGUUUUCUUUUGUUUUUGAGGCAGGAUCUCAUUCUGUUGUUCAGGCUGCAGUGCAGUGGCACAAUCACAGCUCAGUGUAACCUCCACCUCCCAAGCUAGGCUCAAGAGAUUCUCCUGCCUGAGCCCCCAGGUAGCUGGGACCUACAGGGAGCACCAUUAUGCUCAGCUCUUUUUUGUAUUUUUAGUAGACAUUGGGUUUUAACACGUUGCAUAGGCUGGUCUGGAAUUCCUGGGAUCAAGUGAUAAUACCUGCCUUGGCCUCCCAAAGCGUAGGGAUUACAGUCAUGAGCCAGUGUACCCAGCCUGAGUUUCUUAAUUUUAAUGAAAUUAUACUUGACCAAUCUUUUCGUUUACAGUGACUGCGUUUUGUGUCCUGUUAAUCAAUGCCUAACCUAAGAAUUUGAAAACUUAAUCUCAUAGCAAUUUUAGUUUAGUUUAUGCUUCCCCACCCCCCCACCCCUGUGCCCCAGAUAGGCUGUCACUCUAUUGCCCUGGCUGGAGGGCAGUGGCAUAAUCUCAGCUCACUGCAACCUCCACUUCCUGGCUCAGGCAAUCUUCCCCACUCAGCCUCCUGAGUACCUGAGACCAUAGGCAUGUGCCACCAUGCCUGGCUAAGUUUGGUUUUUUUGUAGAGAUGGGGAUUCACCAUUUUCCCAGGUUGGUCUCAAACUCUUGGGCUCAAGUAGUCUGCCCGCUUCAGCCUCCCAGAGGGCUAGGAUUCGAGCCAACCCACCCACCCAUGAUUCACUUUUUACUACAUGGAUGUGACUGACAGCUUGAUCCAGAACCAUGUAUGGAGAAGACCAUCUUUGUCCUUCUGCACUGUGUAGCGCUUUUGUUCAUCAAUUGGAUGGCUGUAUGGUCAUCUGAUUGAGGAAAUCAGUGUGGGUCUGUUCCUGGACCAACCUGGGCAGCAUAGCAAGAUCCAGUCUCUACAAAAAAUAAUAAAGAAUAAAGAAAUACAUGACAUUUUUUAAGUGGGUAGAGCAGAUGGAGUCAUAGGUGGUAAUUUAUAAACUAUUGUCAAUUUCUUGGCUACAUAGAGGUGUUGGUAAGUGAGAUCUGUUGGGAGUUCAGGCAAAAUGUAUUAAGUGAAUUCUUUGGUGUUCAGAAUGAUUGCUAGAUGUUCCUUGUGACUUCAAUUAGAUGUUAUUUGCGUAUCACAGAGCUACAGGUUUUAUUCUCUUUUUAUUUAUUUGUCUUUAAACAUUUUUACAAUCUUCCUGUCAAGGCAGUACCUCUUUUAUACUUAAUUGUUCUUAGGUAUGCUUAAUCACCAGGAAAAUUUUAUGGAUCAUACCUAACUGUUAAGCCACUUAAAGGGCUGAUGUGAUAUAAUGUAGACGAUAGGAUUCUACAUAAUAGUUUCACGAGUAUAUCGAUUAAAUUGUUUCUUCUUCUCCUUUUUUUUUCUCCUUGAGACAGGGUCUGGCUCUGUUGCCGAGGCUGGAGUACAGUGGUGUAGUGGUAUGAUCGUGGCUCACUGCAGCUUUGACCUCUCAGGCUCAAGCAGCCUCCCACCUCAGCCUUCUUAAGUAGCAGGGACUACAGGCAUGCACCACCAUGCCUGGCUAAUUUUGUAUCUUUUGUAUGCAGGGUCUUCCUAUGGUGCCCAGACUGGUUUGAAACUCCUGGGUUGAAAUGAUCCUCCCACCUUGUCAUCCCAAAGUUGUUGGUAUUACAGGUGUGAGCUAUCACACCUGGCCAUUUUAGUUUUAAUAAUUUUAUAUUUUUGUAACUUAGAAUAUUUACUAAGUCUAUUUAAUUUAUGAAUAUGAUAUUCAUUAUGGUUGUUUUGUAUGCAUUUAAUCUCAUUUUAAUAUAAGGUCUUGGAAAUCAGAGAUGUUGUUUCUUAUUUGGUACCGUGUUCUCAGUACUUGACCUUGCCUGGUAUGAUACAGUUAUUGAAACAGUUGUUAAAUGAAUGAACGAACCACAUUCAUAAAUUCUCCAAGUAUCACAGCGUUCACCAUCUAACGAAUAAAAGAGCUUGUCUAGAGUAGAGUCACAGUUAACCUGCCAUACAAGGAAAUGUCAAUGAAAAUCGACCUUUGUAUGUGUAGCUGCUAAGAUUUGGGGGCUUUUGUUACUGCAGCAUAAACUAGCGAAGCUCAGUGAGAUGGCAGAUAGAAUACACACACACACACACAUAUAUAAAUAGACCGGAUGGACCAGUAGAUGAGAUUCCAAAGAUAAUUCAUUCAGCAUUAACUAACCACACCUACACUCUUAAUUUCCUAACAGAAUGAAUGCAAUUCCUGUUCACUAAGAUCUGCCUCCAAGAGUACUUUGUGAAAACUUCUCUGGGUAUGCAAGUAUUUAAUCAGGACCUUUUCUUUUUCCUCCUGCAGGUUGGAGUGCAGUGGUGCCAUCAUAGCUCACUGUAACAUCUAACUCAAGGCUCAAGGAAUUCUCCUGCCUCAGUCUCCCAAGUAGCUGAGACUGCACGUGUGCACCACCAUGCUUGGCUAAUUUUUUUUUUCCAGAGACAGGGUCUUACUAUGUUGCCCAGGCUGGUCAAGAGUGUUGAUUGCGUACGACAGAAACCCAGCCAACCCUAGUUCCCGCCACCCUUCAGUCUGCUCCUUUCUUAGUCUUCCGAGUCUCAACAAAUGGCAGUUUCAUCCUUCACGUUGCCCAAGCCCCAAAUCUUAAUGUUAACCUUGAUUUCUCUUUUAUGUCAUAGCUUAUAUGAAGGCCAAUCAUGUUCAGACCCUGGCGGAGGUUCUUGCUGACCCAGGCUCUCACCGGCACAUUGUCCUUUACUGUCCUCCUGAGGGCGUCUGAGCUUCAAUGCUGUGUGCUCUGGGCCUCCAUGCUGGGGCACCACCGACUCUCGGUGUCCAGGGCUUCCAGUGGACUCUCCGAGGCACUGAUGUAGAAUCUUCCCCAUUCAGCGCACCAAGAGCAGCCUCCCACGGUGUGGGGUGACAUGAAGAGCUGUCAGAUCCAACAGAUUUCGUGUUCCUGUUAAUGGAAAAUAUCGGUGGUGUAAGUUCCCCUGGAUCUCCUCAUCUUCAUGUAAGUUUGUCUGUUCCCCCAUCCCUCCCUUGUUUCCUUCUUUUCCUUCCUUCCUGAGUUUUUUGAUCAGGGUCCUGUGAGGCUAAAAUCCAGGAAUGGCCUGGGAAUGCUUUUUCUCUAGAGCUCAGGCCAUUUUUCUGAGUUCACUACAUGUAUUGAAAGAGUUUGUAUUCUUGUUCGUGGAGGACUGAGGGACCUUUUUCUGUGCUGGCUGUCAGCCAGGAGACACUCUGACUUCAAAUGCUACCUGCUUUUCUCCUUACCUGUCUUUUCCAUCUUUCAACCAAUCACAACUCAUGGAGUCCUUCUCAGGCGCCUCCCUUCUCUGCCUCCAGGCUCUGCGUUUUUUUUCUAUCAUUUUUGAACACAUUUUAUUUUUCUUCUUCCCCACCUCUUUUGGUUCUUCCCCUUUCCCCUCAUGGCAGCAUUCUCCACUUAAUCCUUGUUACAUCAUCCCCAGAAGAAUUGGUCAGAUAUUGCCUGUGUCACAGUCCUGAGCAUCUUUAGGAGGGGCUGUCCUUGUGAGCCUGUGCUCCUCUUCACUGUCCUGAGUUCUCACAGUCAUGAUUGCUUUCAGCUGACCUGGCUGGCUCAGGAGAAAAACCUAAGACUUUGGAGUCCCAGAACCCAUCUCUGCUCUCUCUAUCUCCAAGAAAGGAAGAAAACAACAGGGAUCUUCUUGGAGAAAUGGCCCAUGUGAGGGCCUGGACUCUCCAGCAGUUAACAGCAGAGGAAUCUUUCUGAGGAAGAAUGGAGGAGCUGAGAGCCCAGGCCAGGAAAGCAGGGUUGUGUGAAACACUCUUUAAUCCUGUGUGCUCCCUGCCCCAAUCUAGCAGCUAGUGAGUGACAGCUGACCGAGUAUAAAUGCCAGGACUAUAGAACUGUGAUAAAGGGUUUGUCCAAGGAAAGGGGCUUUUACUGUUUUUGUUUUCACAGAGGAAAUUGGUAUUUCUAUUCUAAAGUUUUCUGAAAGUCAGCAGUGAGCUUCUGGAGGGUGAGUUACCUGCUCUGCACAGGGAGGCUGAGGCCAAGGCUUGUGUGUGGGCUCUGCUGUCACCAAGAGGUGAGGGUGCCUGGGAGAGUCUUAGUCUUUCUGGGUUUCAGGUUCCUCAUGGGUAAGGUAGGGGCUUAUUGUACCUCUCUGAGGUCCCUUCCUACUCUGUUUCUCUGAGUCUCCGAGGAAUUGAGAUGGUUUUCAGUGCUCCCUGGGACCGUCGGCCGAGACCUGACUGUGUGUGUCUCCUGCAGGAGCCUGAGCUGAGUCUACAUCCUGAAAUCCCAGAGCUGAGGAAAGAAAGAAAGUCAGCAAGUUUAGGGGAUGAGAAUAAUCCACAAAGGAUAAGCCAUUGAUAGAUGAAAACCAAAGAAGGGGAGAAUAAGGACAAACUGGGACAGAAGCCUCAGGGGAAAUGGGCAAUGCCUAUGAUCACUUAAAUUCUCAGGAAGCAGCAUGAGCUGAGCAGUGGGGACUGAGAGAGAAACUACUCCACAGGAAUCUCCUGCCUCUGGCCAGGGAGAGCCAUAGGGUAGAUCAGAGCUGGUUUAUAGUGAGGGGCAGCUUCAACUCCAGGAGGGGGAGGAUGCGACCGUGCGCCCCCCUCCCUCAGACCCAGGAGCCUUGACCUCGGGGCUGCCGUAGCAGUGGAUGCUCUUCAGGUCACUGUGGGUUCGAGGGAAUAACCGUGCUUAGAGAAGGGUUGGAGGUGUUCAUUCUUACACCGAACAGCUCUGCCCUAGGUCAGGCGCCAGAGUAAGUGUCCCUCGCUUGUAUGUGAAGCAGUGAUACUUUACUAUUCUUCUGCACCUUCAGUUGAGGGAAGUUUCUCAUAAAUAUUUAUUGAGUAUUUAAUUUUCUUUAUACUGUGCUAAGCACUUGGGAUUCAGCUAUUUAAUGUCUCCAAAGAAAAGCCAGUGAGUGGAAGAACACAAAUAUCAUUUCAACAAGAUACAGUAGUUCUAACCAACUGAGGUGUUGUGGCAGCCCGGAGGCUGGGAAGGUAUGUCAGAGGACAUUGCUCCUAAUGACAGGGGGAAGCAUAAGAGAACAUUUUCAGAUUGGCCAGGCCUGGUGGCUAAUACCUAUAAUCCCAGCACUUUGGGAGGCCGAGGCGGGUGGAUCAGAAGGUCAAGAGAUCGAGACUCUCCUGGUUAACAUGGCGAAACCCCAUCUCUACUGAAAAUACAAAAGCAGUAGCUGGGCAUGGUGGUGCGUGCCUGUAGUCCCAGCUACUUGGGAGGCUGAGGCAGGAGAAUUGCUUGAACCCAGGAGGUGGAGGUUGCAAUGAGCUGAGAUCACACCAUUACACUGAAGCCUGGGUAACUAGAGCAAAACUCUGCCUCAAAAAAAAAAAAAAAAUUUCAGAACAGGCUAGCCUUCCUUCAAGCUCCCACAGGAGAGGAUCCUGGGGCAGGGACGGUGUAGGGCAGGCACCUCUCUAGAGAAGGGGAUUUGCAGCAUUCUGAGGGAAGGAGAAUCCUUAGUAGACACUGGUGACAGAAAUGUAGGCGAAAGGGUCGGAGGUUUGUAAUCAAUUUUAUUCAGUCAUGGAUGAACACUGCUGAGAGACCCGUCUGUGCUGGGCCCUUAGCUGAGAACCAUGACCACAGAGGUGAGUAAAAUAGGAUCCCAGCUUUCACACAAUUCUCAGUCUAGUGACUGGUGAUUGAUGAGAAGUGUAGUCAUGGUGGGUUCAUUGGAACCAGUGGCCGAUGCUGCAUGAGAUGACCUCAGUGUAUGGCCUAAGCCAGUGAUUCUGGACUUCAGCCAUAUUUCAGCAUCCUGAGGUACAGUGCACCAAUACCUCUGCUCCAUGUUGAGUCAAAGCAGUUAACACAGCCAAGGUUUUCAGAAGACACUGAUGAUAUCAGUAGCUAUUGACUGUUUCCAGCUGGGCAAACAAAGAAGUAAAUUUAAUAAGUCUUCUAAAUUUGUUCUUGCCAUGAUGAUAAAUAAGUUGAUCUUGAUAAUGAAUGAAAUUCUGGCAAAUUAAUUAUAACUUGCCAUAAUGAGAAAUAACUUUAUGCUGAGUACAGCAGACACACAAGCCCUUGGGGACACAUGCCUGAGGAUUCUGAUGAGGAUAUUAUGUCUAAAUAUGUACACGUUUGGACCUACAGUCCAGCUUUGAAACAAUGGAAGACCUAGUUUCAAAUUCAAGGUUUCUUUGAGUAGAAAUUCACUUUACCUCUCUUUGCAUGGCAAUGGGGCCAAUCUUCCCUAAGGUGCCCCUUACAAGAAAAGAAAUCAUGCUGGUAAGAUUCCAGACUUCAGCAGACAUGGGUAAGUAAGGAAGUCUUACAAAUGUAUUCUAGCCACCUAGUGAGAAAUCAGAAAUUUAGCAAGUUCACUCACAUGUAGGACAGUUGUGUGCACUAGAUCAGAGGCCCUGCUACAUGAAGAAUAGAGCCCUAACAAGGGAAAGUAUUUCUUCCCGUCCUACGACAUCACUGCCAACUUCAGGGAAGUGGGAACACAACCGCCUGCCUUAGGGUAUGGGUUACUUUUGUGCCUGGAAUGUGUCUGAUAUCCUGCUACCUGUACCCAUUUCAGGGAGCCUUGGGAGGAGCCUGAAUCACUGAUGGAAUUGGACUGUGCAUGGAGAUGGUUGAGCAAGAUGAGGGACCUUAGCUAAAGUGCUGUGAGGAGGGAUCGAGUUUUUCUCAACAUCCCUGGCCCUACCUGUGGUGCCCCAAACGUCGGCAUGAUAGCAUCUCGCAGGACAUGUUCCAGGAAGACCACAGAGGCAGACUUUCCAGAUACCAUCGAGAAUUCCUACUCCCAGCAGGAAGAGACCAAACCAAAUAUCGGAGCCAGCAAAAAUAGACUUCUUCUGAGUCAGGUGGCUUACUUCCUGAACUACCAGCUGAAGACCUACAGAGAUCGAAAAGAUCACGAUGAAGAACAGAAAGGCAGAGACAGCAAAAAUAAACUUCUUAUGAGUCAAGUGGCCUACUACCUGGGCUGCCGGCUGAAGACGGAAGUCCCUGGCUAUCUGUGUUCUGCCCCAAACAUCAGCACAGGGGCAUCUGGCAAGCCUCCUUCCAGAGAAAACACAGAGGUGAACGUUGCAGAAGGCAUUGAGAAAUCCUGCUCCCAGCAGGAAGAAAACAAAGCAAAUUUCAGAGCCAGCAAAAAUAGACUUCUUCUGAGUCAGGUGGCCUACUUCCUGAACUACCAGCUGAAGGCCUACAGAGAUCCAAAAGAUUACAAUGAAGAACAGAAAUGCAGAGACAGCAAAAAUAAACUUCUUAUGAGUCAAGUGGCCUACUACCUGGGCUGCCGGCUAAAGACAGAAGUCCCUGGCUAUCUGUGUUCUGCCCCAAACAUCAACACGGUGGCCUCAGGCAAGCCUCCUUCCGGAGAAAACACAGAGGUGAACGUUGCAGAAGGCAUUGAGAUAUCCUGCUCCCGGCAGGAAGAAAACAAACCGACUUCCAGAGCCAGCAAAAAUAGACUUCUUCUGAGUCAGGUGGCCUACUUCCUGAACUACCAGCUGAAGACCUACAGAGAUCGAAAAGAUCACGGUGAAGAACAGAGAGGCAGAGACAGCAAAAAUAAACCUCUUAUGAGUCAAGUGGCCUACUACCUGGGCUGCCGGCUGAAGACGGAAGUCCCUGGCUUUCUGUGUUCUUCCCGAAACAUCAGCAAGGUGACAUCUGGCAGGCCUUUUUCCAGAAGAAACAGUGAGUUUAACAUUCCAGAAGGCAUUGAGAAAUCCUGGUCCCAGCAGGAAGAUAACAAACCGAAUAUCGGAGGCAGCAAAAAUAGACUUCUUAUGAGUCAGGUGGACUACUCCCUGGACUAUCGGCUGAGGACAUGCAAAGAUCGACAAGAGCAUGAAAUACAGAAAUACAGAGAAAGCAAAAAUAAAGUUCUUAUGAGGCAAGCGGCCUACUACCUAUGCUGCCGGCUGAAGAUUGAAGAAGAUCGGAGACGUCACGGGGAGGAACAGAAAUACAGAGACAGCAAAAAUAAACUUCUUAUGAGUCAAGACUACCUGGGCUGCAGGCUGAAGACGGAAAAAAACGACAAAGACGAGGAUGAAGAUGUUCGUGUCAUGGAGGCUGAGAACAUCCAGGAAUCACGUGCCCCCAGGAAUCUGCAGGAGUCUGUGGAGGAGGAAGCCACCCAGGAGUCCUGGGAUGAAGAUGAUUCGACUCUCUCAAUUCCUCCUGGCACAUUUGCCUUCAAUGAGCUUUACAGGACCAACUUGCACUCAUUAGAGGAACAGCAGGUCAACUUGGCUCAUGACACAGACAAGAUUAAAAAGGACCAAGAAGAGGAAGAAGACCAAGGCCCACUGUGCCCCAGGCUCAGCAUGGAGCUGGUGGAAGCAGAAGAGCCUGAAGUCUUCUGGUACUCACUGGAUAUAUUGUAUUCAACAUAUACAGCUUAUCUUGAGUUUUAUUACACAUGCCAGGCUUACACAUAUGCCAUUUUUUUAUAUGCAGAAGAGCAUGUUCGCUUGACUUUGGACAUGGACAGUAGGUUUAUUACUAUGACGGUGAUAGGACUCCACCUGGUCUCCCGGAUAGGGGUCAUAUUCCCACACUAAGACAACGUGUAACAUGGGACUCUGCCAGUGCAGAGUAUGAACCACACCAUGUUCUUGCUGAAAACACUUAGCCCGAGUUUCAUAGCCUGAGGUAAUCUCCAGACGACUUCAGAAUGUAGAACAGUGAGCGGCACAGCUGACCUGUCUCCUUCAGACAGCCCAUGUCACCACAAAUCACACAACUGAAAGGAGAAGAGACGUUUUGGGUUGAAAAAGAGUAAAAAGAUAAUGUAGCUACAUUUCUUUAGUUCUUUUGAACCCAAAGUGUCUCCUCACCUUUUUGUUGUUGUCAUUGAUGGUGGGGACAUGGGCUUGUUUGUAGAGGACAGGUCAGCUGUCCGGCUCAAUGGUCUGUACCCUGAAGUUGUCUGAAAAUGUCCUCAUGCUUAAAUUCAGCCUAAGUGUUUUUCCGGGAACACUGCAGGGUCAGUGCUACCUCACCCAUCUGCAGGUAGAGAAGGUCCCGUGUGUCUGCCACCAUGAUCGUGAUACCAGGACUUUUCCACCAUUUGUCUAUCACCAUGAUCGUGAUGCCAGAUCUGUACCUUUCAGAGACACCUUAUUUAUAUGGAUAUAUAUAUUUAUUCAGAGACACCUUAUUUAUACGUAUAUAUAUAUUUCUUCAGAGACACCUUAUUUAUGUGGAUAUAUAUAUUUAUUCAGAGACACCUUAUUUAUACGGAUAUAUAUAUUUAGAGACACCUUAUUUAUACAGAUAUAUAUAUAUUUAUACGAAAGUAAUUGGAAAAAUGGUUUUUAAAAGUAUUAAUAUCCUGUAUUCAAAUGAUCAUCCCUCAACAUUUUAUUAUUCAUUAAUCAUCCCUGGCUGUGUCAAUUAUUGUAUUUACAUCUCUACACUGGAAAUUUUUCAUUAUUACUGUAUCUUUGCUUUUGCUGGUUUCUGUUGUUGAACCAAAAAAAUUCCCUGCCUGCAUUUCAAUUUUUGCCAAAGUUAAUUUUAAUCUGUAUAAUGAAAAUUUUUUUCUUUAAGAUAAGACUGUGAGCACAUAAGGCCACAGCAAAACAGAGCCUUUGUUUGCUAAUUUUUAAGCCUUUGUUAAUUUCUGGCUGACGAGAGAGGUAGUUUAUUUAAUUAGCUGGUAAUAUCUAUUUAAGUAAACAGCCAGAGAAAUGUCUAUCAGACUAAGGAUGUGCAAAGCCCAGACCAUUCUCUUUGAGUCUUUUAAACUAUUUCAGAAGAGAAGGGAAUAGGCAGAUUCCACAUAUGUGGACAGGAAGGAGAAUAUGCUAAAAGACACAAACAACUGUUGUCCAAAACAGAAUAGAAAAUCCAUUAAAAUGCAUAAGAUAUUUUCUCAUGAAAUGUCAUCUCUCUAAACUUAGCCAUUAUGUGAAAGUCAAUUCUUAAUAUGCCACACUGCAUUGAUUGUUGACGUUCAUAAGAAUUCAUUUCCAUGUUUGUUAUUUGAAAAAGCAAAAGGACUGUAAUCCUUUCUUUUCUUUGCCAUGAUCAUUUUAAGAUUGAGGAUUUUUUUCCAAAAUAAAAUUAAAGAUUUUAAAGAUUGAAAAUUGACAUUAAAAUUUAUCUUCUCAAAGCAA
Messenger RNA from Callithrix jacchus (white-tufted-ear marmoset), 12782 nucleotides. The record is from RefSeq and is a predicted model, not a curated record. Lineage: Eukaryota; Metazoa; Chordata; Mammalia; Primates; Cebidae.